GGGGGAUCUCAGGAAUGAGAGUGAGUUCAGGCAGGGUUCUGGAGUGGGGGGGUAUAAAGAGGGAGAAGGAGGGGCAGGGGUGGAGUCGGGGGCUCUGCUAUUUGUAGAUCCUUGUGAUGGAUGACUGGUGUGUGUGUGUAAGAGAGACACAGACUGGCUUCUUUUUUUUCUGCUCUUUCCUUAUUCCCUCUCUCAGCCGAGCAGAGCAGAGCGGGACUCAGAGAGGAGGACAGUGCGCACCAGAGCUCUCCAACUCCACAAAAGACAAGAGACGACAGGAGUUUGCUUGGAGAACAUAAGAAAAAAAAAAAGAAGAAGCCGCCCUUGUUUUGCAUCAGCAAACUCUGGUGGAUAUCAAGUAGAAUUUCAGAUCGGGAUUUGAGUGGCUUCCUAGCUGAGAGGAAAUCAUUGCCACUUUUCUUUUUCUCCUUUUUUCAAAUUGCAGAUAUUGAAUCAUUCCAGUUUUGUGAGGUGUAACAGUACUCCUGAGGGGCAGGAGCACAGAAAUAGGUGGACAGAAAGAGUCCAGGGGAACAUGUCCAUUACAGGCAGCUGUUUUGAAGCUGGCAUGGGAUGUCCAGCCGGGCAGUGGAUGUGGCUGCUGAUGCUCUCUGCCCUGAUCAUUGGCAACGCCAGUGCCUGCCCAGCCUUGUGUACCUGCAGUGGCGUCACAGUGGACUGCCAUGGACUGGGUCUCAAAACCAUCCCAAGGAAUAUCCCGCGCAACACUGAGCGACUGGAGCUGAAUGGAAAUAACCUCACACGCAUCACCAAGAGUGACUUCACUGGGCUGAAAUAUGUCAGAGUUCUGCAGUUGAUGGAGAACCAGAUCACAGUGGUUGAGCGAGGAGCUUUUGAUGACAUGAAGGAGUUGGAACGACUGCGGCUGAACCGUAAUCAACUGCAGCAGCUUCCGGAGUUGCUGUUUCAGAAGAACCCUGCCUUGUCUCGACUAGAUUUAAGUGAGAACUUCAUCCAGUCCAUCCCCAGAAAGGCUUUCAGAGGAGCUACAGACCUCAAGAACCUGCAGCUGGAUAAAAACCACAUCAGCUGCAUCGAGGACGGAGCGUUCAGAGCUCUGAGAGGCCUGGAAGUGCUAACGCUGAACAACAACAACAUUAGCAGCAUCCCUGUCUCCAGCUUCAACCACAUGCCCAAACUCCGAACUUUCCGUCUUCACUCCAACAAUCUGAACUGUGAUUGUCAUCUGGCUUGGUUGGCCCAGUGGCUCAGGCAGAGACCUUCGAUUGGUCUGUUCACACAGUGCACCAUGCCGUCUGAGCUCAAAGGACUCAACGUGGCAGAGGUCCAGAAACACGAGUUCUCCUGCUCAGGACACCAGGAGUCCUCCAGCCUGCAGCCCUGCAGCAUAGGAGGAGGAUCGUGUCCUGCAAUGUGCACCUGCAGUAACAACAUUGUGGAUUGUAGAGGCAAAGGUCUCACCGCCAUCCCGGCCAAUCUUCCUGACAACAUGGCGGAAAUACGUCUGGAGCAAAACGGGAUCAAGUCGGUUCCUCCUGGAGCCUUCUCUUCAUACAAGAAACUGCGUAGGAUAGACCUGAGCAACAACCAGAUCUCAGAGAUAGCUCCUGAUGCCUUCCAGGGCCUGCGCUCCCUUAACUCCCUUGUGCUUUAUGGAAAUAAGAUCACCGACCUUCCCAAGGGAGUGUUUGAUGGCCUCUAUGCCUUGCAACUGCUGUUGCUGAAUGCCAAUAAGAUUCACUGCAUCCGUGCCAACACCUUCCAGGACCUGCAGAAUCUCUCCCUGCUGUCACUCUACGACAACAAGAUCCAAACCCUCGCCAAGGGCACCUUCACGUCUCUCCGAGCCAUCCAGACCCUCCACCUGGCCCAGAACCCGUUCAUUUGUGACUGUAACCUGAAGUGGCUGGCGGAUUACCUGCGCUCCAACCCCAUUGAGACCAGCGGAGCUCGCUGCGCCAGCCCUCGCCGCCUUGCAAACAAACGUAUUGGACAAAUCAAGAGCAAGAAGUUCCGCUGCUCUGCAAAAGAGCAGUACGUCAUCCCAGGUACAGAGGACGUCCGUCUCAACGACGCCUGCAACAGUGAUCCGGUUUGUCCCCCGAAGUGUCGCUGUGAGUCAAAUGUAGUGGACUGCUCCAACCUGAAGCUCACCAAAAUCCCCGAGCACAUCCCUUCAUCCACGACUGAGCUCCGCCUCAACAACAACGAGAUCACGAGUUUGGAUGCAAUCGGAGUGUUUAAAAACCUGGCACAACUGAAGAAAAUUAACCUCAGCAACAACAAAAUCACAGACAUUGAAGAUGGGACAUUUGAAGGGGCUUCAGCUGUCAUUGAGCUUCAUCUCACCGCCAAUCAAAUCGACUCUGUUCGGAGCGGGAUGUUCAAAGGCCUCGAGGGGCUGAGGAUGCUGAUGCUAAGGAACAAUAAGAUCAGCUGCGUCCACAACGACAGCUUCACGGGACUCCACAACGUCCGUCUGCUGUCUCUUUACGACAACCAGCUGACCACCAUCACUCCUGGAGCCUUCGACACUCUGCAGACUCUCUCCACUCUGAAUCUUUUGGCAAAUUCCUUCAACUGUGACUGCCGGUUGGCCUGGCUGGGCGAUUGGCUGAGGAGUAGGAAGAUUGUGACAGGUAACCCUCGUUGCCAACGCCCAGCUUUCCUGAAGGAAAUCCCUCUGCAGGAUGUGGCUCUGCCUGACUUUCGCUGUGAUGAGGGCCAAGAGGAGUCGAGCUGCAUUCCUCGACCGCAGUGUCCCAGUGAAUGUACUUGUCUGGAGACGGUGGUGCGCUGCAGUAACAAGCACCUCCACUCGCUGCCCAGAGGCAUCCCGAGAAAUGUGACCGAACUGUAUCUGGAUGGAAACCAGUUUAGUGUUGUGCCGAAGGAGCUUUCUACCUUCAAAUACCUUCAGUUGGUUGACCUGAGCAACAACAAGAUUAACUCUCUGACCAACUCAUCCUUUGCAAACAUGAGCCAACUUACCACUCUAAUCCUGAGCUACAACUCCCUGCGUUGCAUUCCCAAAAUGGCUUUCAGUGGGCUGCACUCGCUUCGACUGCUGUCCCUCCAUGGCAACGAAAUUUCAGAACUUCCCGACGGCAUCUUCAACGAUGUGGCUUCUCUUUCUCAUUUGGCGAUCGGUGCCAACCCUCUGCAUUGUGACUGCCGCCUGCGCUGGCUGUCCGACUGGGUGAAGACGGGGUACAAAGAGCCUGGAAUUGCCCGCUGCGCUGGUCCUCAAGGCCUCGAGGGCAAACUGCUUCUCACCACACCUGCAAAGAAGUUUGAAUGCCAUGGUGAUGUGGACAUAGCGGUGCUCUCUAAGUGUAACCCCUGCCUGUCAAACCCCUGCAUGAACCACGGCAUCUGUCACAAUGAUCCAGUAGAGAUCUACAGGUGCAGCUGUCCACCGGGAUUCAAGGGUAAGAACUGCGAGUCAGGCCUGAAUGCCUGCGUCAGCGGCCCGUGUGCCAACGGAGGAACCUGUCGAGUCCACGAGGAUGAUGAGGGAGAAUAUAGCUGCACCUGUGCGCUGGGCUUUGAAGGCCCAACUUGCAAAAUCAACACUGACGACUGCGAAGACAACGACUGCGAAAACGGAGCAACCUGCAUCGAUGGAAUCAACAACUACACCUGUUUUUGUCCCCCCUACUACACAGGGGAGAUGUGUGAAGAAAUGGAGGACGUGUGUGCUCCAGGAAGAAGUCCCUGCCAACACCAGUCUACCUGCCUCAUCACCUCCUCUGGACCCAAGUGUGUGUGUUCUCCUGGUUACGUUGGUGAUGACUGCAGCGUAGAUUACAAUGACUGUGAGGAGCAUCGCUGUCAGAACGGAGCUCACUGUGUGGAUGAGCUAAACGGAUAUUCAUGUAUUUGUCCUAAAGGGUUCAGCGGUCAGCUGUGUGAGGUCCCGCCGUCCCCUCUGUCGCUCUGCGAACUGGCUGACUGUCAGAACGACGCCCCCUGCGUGGAGCGAGGGGGGCGUGCACUUUGUCAGUGUCCGCCAGAGUUUGGGGGGCCACGCUGCGAGAAACUAGUAAGCGUCAACUUCAUUGACAGAGACUCCUACCUCCUGCUGUCGGACUUGAAGAACUGGCCCCAGGCUAACAUCACUCUACAGGUGUCCACAGCUGAGGACAAUGGGAUCCUCCUGUACAAUGGAGACAACGAUCACAUUGCUGUGGAGCUUUUUCAAGGCCAUGUUAAGGUUAGCUAUGACCCCGGCAGCCAGCCAGGACAUGCUAUUUACAGCACUGAGACCAUCAACGAUGGUCAGUUCCACACCGUGGAGCUGGUGACCUUCGACCAGAUGGUGAAUCUGUCCAUUGAUGGAGGUCUCCCUACCACAAUGGACAGCUUUGGGGCGGUGCGGCCCCUCAAUAGGGAGGCUCCACUAUACGUGGGGGGUAGGGGCCCUCUCCAGAACACACCUCCCUCCUCUGCAGGGAUGCCAGUGGACGUCCAGUCCGGCACGUUCCGUCUGUGGCAGAUCCAGAACGGUUCCAGUUUCCACGGCUGCAUCCAGAACUUGUACAUCAACAAUGAGCUUCAGGAUUUCACCAAGACCCAGAUGAAGCCCGGCGUGGUGCCGGGCUGCGAGCCUUGCAAGAAGCUCUACUGCGUUCAUGGCAUCUGCCAACCUGACGGGGCUCAAGGACCAGUGUGCCACUGCCAACCGGGCUGGACUGGGGCGCACUGCGACCAGCCGGCUCUGAACCCCUGCCAGGGGAGCAAGUGCGUGCAUGGGAAGUGCAUCCCACUGGAUGCUCAGUCGUACCGCUGUGAGUGUCAGGAGGGUUACCGUGGCGCCCUGUGCAACCAACAAGGGGAGCUGUUUAAUCCCUGCCGGCGCCUGUCCUGCAAACACGGCCGCUGCCAGAUCUCCGACACGGGAAGCGCAUACUGUCACUGUGAAAGCGGCUACACCGGGGAGCUCUGCGACGCAGAGUCGGAGUGUCGAGGGGAGCCCGUGCGAGAUUUCUACCAGGUGCAGCGAGGGUACGCCAUCUGCCAAACGACGCGCAUGGUCUCCUGGGUGGAGUGCAGCGGGGCCUGCAGCACGGGGGCGUGCUGCGGCAGUCAGAGGAUGAAACGCCGGAAAUACACCUUCGAGUGCAGCGACGGAACCUCUUUUAGCGAGGAAGUGGAAAAGACCAUCAAGUGCGGCUGCGUGGGGUGCAUGUAGCCCCACUCUUUCUCAUCUCCUGCCACUGCUACGGAGCCGAAGAAGGAAAACAAGAUUGAAGAAAGAAAGGAAGGGAAAAGACUGGACGAAAGCAAGGGAGGGGAACAGGAAAAUAGAGAUUAUACAGAAUAUAUAUAAAACCUCUAUCUAUAUAUUAUGGACUACAGUGUUUGUAAAAUAGGACAUUAACUUCCCUUCCGAGAGGUGUGACCUAGAGGAAAGCAACAAUGUAGAAUCGACAACAAAACAUCCUUGCAACCCACAUUCUCCUGUGUUAGUUCCCCUUUCCAUCUGGGAGGCCUCCGACAGCCCAGCCACCAUUUUCCUCUGUGGAGGCAGUGAAAGAAAACAGAAAAGGGAGGUAUAAAAGGAAAGCCGGACUGUUAGACUUGGCAAAGCUAUCCUGAGUUGAGCUUGGCUGGGUUGACGGGACUGUGCUGGGUGCACUUUGGGAUACGUCGUCAUUUUAGGAGUAGCAAUUCCUCCACCAGAAUGCAGUUAUCUAUCAAACACGUGCAGGCAGAUAAGUGAUAGAAACAAAGGUGAAGUGGUGCUUCACGGGUCGCGGUUGUUUGCUGUGCGCUAACGCAGCAUAGAAACUCCCUGCAAACAGAGACUGCACUGACUUAGCAGCACUGAAACCAACAGUGUUCCACCUCACCGGAGUACAUGAUCACACAUGCAUGGCAUGCACUCAGCUAGAGAUGGCUCCUGUGCAGCAGCUGCUCUGCGUCAGCAAACCAGCGUGGCGCAGGCAGUCAUUACGAGCCCCCAGCAUGUAUAGGCUCAGGGUUAAGAAUUUUUUUUUUGCAUAGUCCCACCCCCUCGUGAGCAGGAGACCCAAUAAUCCUGCUCCGGUUGAUGCCUGCAGUAUUAAACUUGUGCAAAGUGUUGCAUGUGUGGAGAGGAG
Messenger RNA from Oryzias melastigma (Indian medaka), 6086 nucleotides. It is a transcript of the gene slit1a, whose product is annotated as slit homolog 1a (Drosophila). NCBI's taxonomy places the organism in Eukaryota, Metazoa, Chordata, Actinopteri, Beloniformes, Adrianichthyidae. Gene Ontology annotation, molecular function: heparin binding; calcium ion binding; Roundabout binding. Gene Ontology annotation, biological process: negative chemotaxis; axon guidance. The record is from RefSeq and is a predicted model, not a curated record. The transcript has 37 exons. Bases 536 to 5176 code for a protein of 1546 amino acids.